Rubroshorea leprosula is the source of this 882-nucleotide messenger RNA. The record is from the annotation of a GenBank genome assembly. Lineage: Eukaryota; Viridiplantae; Streptophyta; Magnoliopsida; Malvales; Dipterocarpaceae.
GCUGUUCCUCUUCUAAUUCCUCUCUUGUUUUAGUCUCUUUUAUGUCUGAGUCAUCCUCGAUGGUCACUUUCCUUGGGCUCUCCUCCUUGUCAUCCCUCUCCCCCUGCCUGUUAGACCUGCUAACACGUACUUCUUGCUCAGUCUCUCUCCUUGUAAUCAUCAUCAGCAUCAGGAUCGCGCCUACGCUGGCACUUCCUAUCACGGUCCUUGUCCCGGUCCAUCUCAGCAUCAUCGACAUUAGGAUGACAGGUCGAGCUGGGCAGGAAGGAUGUGCCAUCACAUUUAUCUCUGAGGAGGAUGCGAGAUAUGCACCAGAUCUUGUAAAAGCACUGGAACUCUCCGAGCAAGUUGUUCCUGAUGACCUGAGAGCUCUUGCCGAUAGCUUUAUGGAGCUGGCCCAUGGCACUGGCUAUGGGGGAAGUGGUUUUAAAUUCAAUGAGGAGGAGGAUGAAGUGAGGAUAGCAGCAAAGAAAGCACAGGCAAGGGAAUAUGGCUUUGAGGAAGAUAAAUCAGAUUCAGAAGAUGAGGACGAAGCAGUUCGAUCGGAAGGCUCAGGCUCCUCUGGUGAGUAAUGAUGGGAAUUGGGAGGUACUUGCCUAGAGAUGAUAUGAAGAAGCUGGAGUUUCUCUCUCUGGUCUACACUGUCUUUUUGUUUUUCAAGGAAACAAGUUUUGCUCUUUGUAGUAUCACAUAUUCAUACAUUAUAAUAUUAUUACCUUUAACCUUUUGCUUUUCCUGUGGAAACUUGUCUUGUAGAACAAGAUUAUGUAUGUUAUUGUGUUUUCUGGGCUUUUGAAAGCCCAACGCUGUGGGAGAACGGACAUGAUUAGUUAGGCAGUGUUAUUAUUUUUAUUUAUUAAUUAAUAGACCUGAUGCUUUUGC